This is a messenger RNA of Hippocampus comes (tiger tail seahorse), 1669 nucleotides long. Its product is annotated as leucine-rich repeat and coiled-coil domain-containing protein 1-like. Bases 248 to 1669 code for a protein of 473 amino acids. Lineage: Eukaryota; Metazoa; Chordata; Actinopteri; Syngnathiformes; Syngnathidae. Gene Ontology annotation, molecular function: protein binding. The transcript is spliced from 9 exons. The record is from RefSeq and is a predicted model, not a curated record. Gene Ontology annotation, cellular component: cytoplasm.
AGUUAUUCUGCUACGUCACGUAAACAGGAAAGAAGCGGCCAGUUCAACGACAGAGACUAAACCAAAUAAGCUCCAACUGCAUCGUUGCCCAGUUUUCAAGGAGAACUUUUUUUUUUGAAGCACAUUUCACGGGAUUUGUUGACUAAUCGUCAACCCCGUUGUAAACUUUUGUUACCAUGACAACCUACUUAAUCUAAAAGCAAACUCUGGGCGGGUUGAAUGUGUGGGAUUGUAGUCACUGCAUGUUAUGGAAGAAAAGGAAUUAAGUCUCAUCGACAAGAAUAUUUCAAGCCUGCUGGAGGUUCCCCUGCGUCCCACCAUCACGUCACUCAACCUGCACUGCAACCGCAUCCCAAGGAUCGAGGGUCUGACAUCGGCGUGGCUCUUGAGACAUUUGGACCUCUCCUCCAACUGCAUUGCAAAGAUUGAGGGUCUCGCUUCUCUCACGACCCUGAGGACUUUAAAUUUAUCUUGCAAUGCCAUCACCAAGGUUGAGGGACUGACCGGCCUGGUGAAUUUAACAAAGUUAGACUUGUCCUUCAAUCAGAUAAAUGACCUCAGCGGCCUAUUGCACCUCCACGGCCCCGGACGCAAACUCAAGCACCUCAGUCUCCAUAGCAACCGCCUCGGCAGCAUCGAGCACCUCCUGCAGAGCCUGCUGGGAUUGCAGGGUUUGAGUGAGGUGCUUUUGAGCCACGGCGGCAAGGACAACCCGCUGUGCAAGACGCCAGGUUACCGUGAGAUGGUGAUGCAGUCGUUGCCACAAGUGUCAUUUCUCGAUGGCCUGGAUCGUCUAGGACAGCCGUCAUAUUCCACGGCUGACAGUCCGUGUGACAUACCCGGGCUGGAGAACUAUGUGGACCUCCUCCUACUCUCCGAUGCUGGCAACAAUGAAGUGGAUGCUCUUUUGACCACGCCCAGUACCAGGGAAGUUCUGACCCACUUUGGACAUAGCGUCACCCCUGAAGCCUUUGGCGAUUCAGUGGCAGCACCCGAUGGGCAGGGCAUCCAGCAGCUGCAGCGGAAGGGCCACUCGCUAGAGGUCGACCCAACACCGGCCAUGAAUGAAGAGCAGGUCAAGAAACUGGAGCUGCAGGUGUCUCGCCUUCUUCAGCAGGCUUCUGCAAGGCACAAGUCCAGUCAGCCCAGCCGCUCUGCAGUUAAAGCGCGGGCAGCCACAAAUGACACGGACCGCACAUCGGAAAGCGAUUGUGACAGCGGCAAGGAAAACGGCGCUCGCUCCGCCAUCCCAAAAUAUCGGAAGCCUGCAUCGACGACGACGACGAGCAAGAGAUCAGACAGCGAUCAGGAGAAUCUUAAACAGAGGGUUACAAAGUCUGCCGUCAGGUGGUCUUCCGGCACCGUCAAAGGGGGCGUUGGCGCAUCAGUUCCGAAAAGGAGGGUCACACCGAGAGCCGGCAAGGAGACGAUUGAUGUGAAAACCAAGUCUAGUGAGGAAGAAACCUAUAAGGCUAUCGUGGAGGAGCGGGACCGGGAGAGAGAGAGGCGCUGGAAGGCCCAGCAGGCCGUCACCAAGUUAACGGACGAACUGAAGUGCCUGAAGACCAAAGUCAGCGAGGAGAAAGACCUGCAGAGUAUGGCCAUGCACACCACCGACAGGUACGACAUGCCACAUUGGUUACACUUCCACAAUUCAACGGUGGACUAG